Molecule: messenger RNA, 318 nt
Organism: Aspergillus pseudonomiae
Lineage: Eukaryota; Fungi; Ascomycota; Eurotiomycetes; Eurotiales; Aspergillaceae
Exons: 1
Coding region: 25-267 (80 amino acids)
Source: RefSeq, a predicted model, not a curated record
AGGUAUCUUCACGUACGAUUGUUUAUGUUCCGUCUGGUCUUGUCAGCGGCGCUUUUCCAUUCAAGUGGCCAGGACACCCCAUCGAAGACAGAUCCCUCGAUGGAGUCAGCGAUGCGACAAGACGUCCUGGAUAAAGGUGUCAAUCUGUGCGUGUCAUCGGCCAACGACCUCGUCGAACUAAUUACGUCCAAUCUACACAUCCACGAUGAUAUCCUUCCUCCAUUCUGGCACAAUGUUUUCUGUAUGUGCUCCCAUAUCACCCAUUAAAUGCCGGUUACUGACCUAUCACCUCACCUAGACAUGCAUAGCUGUGCAAUU